AUGGCAAGGGACGUAGCACAGGAGACAGUGAAGGGCGGGCCAAGACAGGGCACCUCGAAGCGGUGCUGUUGGCUGCAAGGUGGUGCAAAGAAGAUGGCGACGGUGAAAGGAGUAUUGCACAGCGAGAGCGAUAUCGUCGUACUCAACGAUGAUGAUCAUGUCGUCGGCCAAUGCUCUGUCCGUACGUCGAGCGAGAGCGUCCAGGGCUGA
This is a messenger RNA of Colletotrichum spaethianum, 210 nucleotides long. RefSeq lists its product as uncharacterized. Bases 1 to 210 code for a protein of 69 amino acids. NCBI's taxonomy places the organism in Eukaryota, Fungi, Ascomycota, Sordariomycetes, Glomerellales, Glomerellaceae. The record is from RefSeq and is a predicted model, not a curated record. The transcript has a single exon.